CGACUGUUGAUUAAUAAACAAAUGUGUAAUGUACACACAUUUGAUUUUCACAAAAUACUGCUAAAGGGUUGGUCGCACAAAUGGCGAACUUCCGGUCGUGGUCCUUUUGACGAGAACACGGUUUGGGGAAAUAAUCAGAACGCGCUUAAUUAUUUCACUAUCUCCGAACGCGGCGGGACACCGGGCAGCGACGUGUGUACACAUUGGCUACCACUACGACAGGAUGUCAGACAGCGAGUCCAUCAAGAAAAUGCUGCGUUCUGUACUCCAAUCUAGCAAGGAGGGUGUGAAUAUUCAAAGCCUACAGUUUGAGUACCGCUCACUCUGUGGGGAGAAUAUCCCGUUGAGAAAACUGGGCUUCCUCAAUUUGGAAGACUAUCUCCGAAGCAUACCCUCUGUGGUGCGGCUGGAUGACCACAAUGGAGAAUUGAGAUGCUACGCUAAAGUAUGCAGUGAGACAGCACACAUCGCCCAGCUGGUAGCACGACAGAAGAGUUCCAAGAGAUCGGGAUGCUCCCAAAUCGUCAACUGCAAGAUGAGAUGCAAAGCUUCCGACCCUUACAUGCGUCGUGGGUGGCCUGUGUCCUCUCUACGGCAGCCUUCAGGUGGCGGUGCUUUGAGGCCAGCCAACCGCUUUCAACCCCAUGGUGGCUACAGAAGCUUCAGUGCCUCACAUGAUGUCAAGUCCAGGCAAGCCGGCCAGUCCUUUAUGCUACCAGUAGAGCACAGACAAUCAGCGCCUCAGCCAGUUGUGAAACCGUCUGCUGCACCUGACAGGGCCAAGAAGUUGGUAAUGCCCCAGAAACCCAAAGAGAAACCAGCCGAACAAGUCUCUAGAAACAACUGCCCUGAGUCAACACUGUAUGACAAGACUAUGGUCCAGAGAAGAUUAAUCCAGCUUUUGAAGAAGUACUGCUCUGGGCUGUGGAUCUCGAAACUGCCAAUUGUCUUCAGUGAAAUGUUCAAGCAGCAGCUCCCACCUCAGGCGCUCAAUGAUCUGGAAAAGUGGCCACACGUUUGUAUGGUAGAGAAAUCAUGCAGCAACAAAGGCGACUUCCUGGUUUACCCCACUCUGUCUUUUUCGUCUGCGCCACAGAGCAGCCUGUCUGGAGGCCCUGCAGAACCUUCCGUCAACUUGAGCACGAUAUGUACAUUAGAUUCUACACAGGUGUCCACCUCCGAUUCUAGAGUUGGCUCCAUAGAGACCGUAGCCAACCCGGCACUCACUUUGGCUUCACAGCCAACAGAUCAUUUUACAUCUUUGGAGGUGUCACAAAAGUCAGGCAAAAGUCUGGCAGUCACACCUGACGUCAACCUUGAACAAACUGCUCAUCCUUUGGCACCUACAAGGAAAUAUCCUCCAAACACCGACACUCCUGCAAUUACUCCUUCUUGUCAUACUCCCUCUGAAGAUUUACUACCACAAAAGUCCACCUCAUCAUUGAACUCUCGCCCUUGUCCUCCCGUUAAGUCUUGUGCUGCCAUUUUGCCCGCUGAUGUGCGUCAGAGACUAAAGGAACUUCUAUCCAAGUACACGAAUGGGCUGUGGGUCCAUGCGUUGCCCAAACUUUUCAUGGAUGCUUACAAGGCCCCAUUCCCUGAGCUUUUUAUGGAUAAAUUAUCUCUCCUUCCGGACCUCUGCACUGUGGAAUACCCUAUUCCACAUGACGGCAAGAAGGCCAUCAUAUAUGCACCCAUGACAGUAAAGCUGGAAGGAACUGAGAGUACACGCAGUCAAAACACCAGUAGCCACCAGCUUCCAUCUGGUCUGGAGGUCACUGGUCCUGUAGUUCCUGCCCGUCUAGUUCAUCCCUCAAUGCAGUAUCCAUCUGUGCUGGUUACUGAUGCCAAAAGCAGUAACGUAGUUACUAUAAGGUAUGUUGGUGAGGGCUAUUCCACAGCCCAGGAGGCAAUGGAGGAUGCUAUGCUUUCCUUGUAUGAACAAAGCACCACCUUCCAGCCUCUCUCAGAGCUUGCUGUGGGUCAGCUCGUAGCAGUCAAGGGGGAGAAUGGCAACGACCUGACUCGAGCUCAGGUUAUUGAAGUGACCAACAACAUCAUCAAGGUUUACUAUGUGGAUCACGGCUUUGCUGCGGAAAUUCCUCAAGAAAAUCUUAUGCCUUUGCACCAUGACUUCCUUUCACUGCCCUUCCAAGCCACCACUGUUAGGCUGGCAGGUUUAGAGGCAUUCAGUUCCCAUCCUGCUGUGUUGUCCUGCUUGGAGAAGUUUGCGGUUGGAAAGAUUUUGCUAAUGGAGAUACUUGGUUCUUCUACUCACCCAAAUGACUUGCCUGAGGUGUUGCUCUAUGACACCUCACAAGAUGAUGACAUCAAUAUCAACUCUGUCUGCUUAAAGGAGCUGCAAGACAAAACCAUGAAUAACCCCUUAACUGUGAAUUCUAUCUAUCAGGGUGUAUGUGUCACAAAUAUUUGCGCGGAUGGCAUCGUCUUUUGCCAGCUCCCCUCCAGAGGAACCACAAGACUUAGCAAGUUGUUAGAAGAAACGGAAGCAUUUUUCUUCUCGCGGAUGACUUCUGAGUACUUGGUUUCUAAACCCUUCAAUGGCAAGAUGUGUCUGACCUGCUAUAAAGACAAAUGGUGUAGAGCAGAGAUAACCAACCUUCAUGGCAACAGGGUCAUUGAAGUGGUCUUAAUUGAUUUGGGCGUCAUGGCAACAGUAGAGGUCACUGAACUUCGAGAGAUGCCCCCUCUUUUCCUCCAAGACUUUGCCCUCAUCCCACCACAGGCCAUCAAAUGUCGUCUGGUGGAUGUGACCGUUCCAGAUGGUGCCUGGAGCCUAGAAAUUGUUUCCUGGUUGAAGAAUGCUGUCCUGGGGGUUGACGAUUGUAAAAUGAGGAUUGUGAAGUUGGAGGAGCAAAAAGAAGGCAUACUUGUGUACAUCUACCUAUUUGUUGCUGCUGACCAUGAGGACAUGCACCAGAGCAUCAACCAUAGGUUGAACGACCCAGAAUUAUGGCGGGCACUCAACAGCAAAAAAGGUUGCACGGUUACUGGAAAUGGCAGUGAUUCAGUCAAGAGACUGGUUGUGAGCAACCCAACUUGUCUUCAUCCACAACUGUGUGAAUCAUCUUCAGCAGAAACAAUCACCACAAUGCCGCCACCUCUGGAGCUUCCCCUGCUUGGUCAGAACAUGGAUGUUUAUGUACCAGCGGCUUGCCAUCCUGGUUAUUUCGUGCUGCAGCCGUGGCAGAACCUGCAUAAAUUGGUCGUGUUGAUGGGAGAGAUGAUGCUCCACUACAAUCGGGCUGUCACCACCACAACUGGGCAGAUCAAGAAAGGACACAUCUAUGCGGCCAAAAUAGGCAAUAAUUGGUACCGUGCAGUGGUGAAGGGGAUUCUGUCCAACGGCUUGUUUUCCAUUUACGAGUUGGAUCAUGGAAAACAUGAACUCGUCCGCAGCUCUUUCCUGCGACCUUUGAUUGAGGAGUUUCGACAGCUGCCUUUUCAGGCCAUCAUUGCGCAGCUGGCAGGUGUGCCAAAGUGCCAAUGGUCAGAAGCCACGUCCUUGGUCUUCAGGAACCAUGUGGAGAAGCAAGCACUUGUGGCACAAAUUGAAAAUGUUCAAUAUGAGUCCGAUGUUCCAGAGGAACCAUGGGAGCACAAAUUAACUGUGUAUUUAGUGGACACCAAAGUAGAUGACAAGGACCUUUGGAUCCACACCCUCAUGGGGGACAUGUGCACUGAGCCAUCUUCCCUUACUUAGAGACAUACCGAUGUUUCUAAUGUUGGGUUUAGUUUGCUGCACCCGAUGCAUGUUAUUGAGACAUUUGUUUUUGUGCAUGUACUGUUCUGAAGCUAUACUUUUGAAAUAUGACACCGAGUUCCCCCCUUUUUGUUGGCAUGCCUCUGUUUUAAAAGCUUGCAAGUGCAAUUAGAAAAAAACUUGACACUGGAUUCCUUCUUCAGUUAUGGUUCGUUUUUUUGUUUUGUUUUUUCAAGUGGGUUUACAUUUAACAACUAAUUUCCAAUCUAGUGUAUAUUUUCAACGUGGGUUGCAAUUUUAGCAUGAAAAAAUGGAAAAGUGGGAUUUCAUUUGAUGUAGAUUAUUUUAGCAACUCGAGUUCAUAAAUUGUUUUGCUGGAAUGAAUUUACAAAGUAUAAUAUAGAGUCGCAUUU
Hippocampus zosterae (dwarf seahorse) is the source of this 4137-nucleotide messenger RNA. It is a transcript of the gene tdrd7a, whose product is annotated as tudor domain containing 7 a. Lineage: Eukaryota; Metazoa; Chordata; Actinopteri; Syngnathiformes; Syngnathidae. The record is from RefSeq and is a predicted model, not a curated record. The transcript is spliced from 22 exons. The coding region runs from base 224 to 3724 and encodes 1166 amino acids.